Messenger RNA from Salvelinus namaycush (lake trout), 854 nucleotides. Its product is annotated as LITAF domain-containing protein-like. The coding region runs from base 1 to 399 and encodes 132 amino acids. Lineage: Eukaryota; Metazoa; Chordata; Actinopteri; Salmoniformes; Salmonidae. The transcript is spliced from 3 exons. Gene Ontology annotation, molecular function: zinc ion binding. The record is from RefSeq and is a predicted model, not a curated record.
AUGUACCCACCACCUUCCCAACCCGGCAUGUGCCCACCACCUUCCCAACCCGGCAUGUGCCCACCACCUUCCCAACCCGGCAUGUACCCACCACCUCCCCAAGCCGGCACGGGCAUGGCACAACCUACAAACGCCCCCAGUGUAACCCAGGUGGUGGUGAUGCAGCAGCUGCUGCCUAGAGACGUACCCGGCCAGAUGACGUGUCCCCACUGUCAGGUCCAGGUUCUGACAGAGACCACACACACCCCUGGACUGCGCACCUGGGUCCUCUGUGGAGUCCUCGGCGUCUUAAUGUGCUGGCCAUGGUGUUUGAUUCCGUUCUGUGUUGACUCCUGUAAGGACGUAGAACACCACUGCCCCAACUGCAAGAGAGUGAUCCACAUCCACAAACGUGAAUAGGCCAAGAUGAGACGCCUGCCACAAAGUGAUCCACAACUAGCCCCGGCCCACGGACACUGCUGCCACAAAGUGAUCCAUACCUUUAUGAAUCCAUUCCAAUACACCACUAGUCUACACCACUAGUCUACACCACUACACUACACCACUAGUCUACACCACUAGUCUACACUACUAGUAGGUCAAGAACGCUUUUAGUACCUGAGUAAUGGUGACUCUUAUUUCCAACCAUAACACACACACACACACUUGUGAAGCAACGUGCUCCUCAUGAAAAUAUAAAUAUCUGUGGUGAGAAGUCACAGUGUAAAGACAAUAGUCUGUCUGUGGCUGAGAUGACUACUGGAAGACCAGCUUAACAUUGACUAGUGUCAGUGUGUAACAAGCUAAGGCCACUUCUAGCAGACCUUUUACACUGAUUGUAAUGUAUGUUUUCUUUCAUUCUGUGAAUCUUCAUG